AUGGUGUGGGAAGGCUCGUCGCCGCUGCUGCCGACGGCGCACCGCCGCACGCGCAACGCCAGCACCGGCAGCUUCCCGGAGACCCACGCGGAGACGGCGCCCGAGUCCCCGCGCACGCGCUUCAAGGAGCGCGAGCGGGCCGCGCGUCUCCGCGGCGGGCCCGCGUCGGCCCGGCAGCGCGCGCUGCGCCGCCUUCCGGCGCUGCUGGGGCUGCUGGCCGCGGGCUUCGCGCUGGGCUACUACGCGCAGCUGCUGCUGUUCUUCUGCCACGUGCGGCUGGGCUUCACGGCCGAGGUGCUGCCCACGAGCGAGGUGGGGCUCGUGGAGAAGCUCACGGCCUCGCUCAUCGAGCACACGCAGCGCGUCGUGUUCGUGUGCAAGAAGACCAACUGGGACUUCGUGGGCUUCAUCGCCAGCCCGCACACCAUCCUGUUCGCGCACGACGACGUGGCCGUGCCCGCCGCGCUCGAGGACACGCUGCGCGUGGUGCGCCACGCGGGCGUGGACAGCUACAUGAACCUGCACAACAAGACGGUGACCAUCAUGAGCCACGUGCACGCCGCGGACCCGCGCAACCACCUGCUCAAGCAGGACGACGAGGCCGUCAUCUACUGGCCGCACUACUACCAGUGCCUCAAGAAGUGCACGGACCUGGACUCGUGCUACGCCGGGGACAUGCACGUCAACAUCGGGGACGCCACCAACACCAACUCGUACGUGUUCGCCACGGGCGGCUCGUACUUUGUGGGCAGCGCGCUGCUCAAGUGCAUGCUGGAGAAGCCGAUAUUCGUGGAGCUGGACGGCCUCGACUACGGCGAGGACAAGACCGUGGGCAAGAUGAUCCACUACAACCGCUGCAAGGUGCAGUACGUGAGCUGCAAGUGGUUCAACAACGAGGAGGUCUACUCGCCCAACGCGCACAUCAAGAUGAGGAAGGGCGCGUCGGCCGAGAUCCGGGAAGACACGGUGUUAUUAGGCAGGGACGAGCAGCAGCAGCUGCUGCCCCCUCCCGAGAGGGAACUCGGCGGCGGCAGGAUGCGCCGCCUCCAGGAGGACGAAGAGCAGGCAAAACAGGACGGCUCGGUGACAAUGGGCUGCGGGGCCUCGUUCAUGCAGCGGCCGGAUGGCGAGUCCAAGAUUGUGCCGUCCCCUGGAAGCGGCGGCGCUGCGGCCAACAAGGCCGCCCGCUCUCCUCUGACCAAGGAGCAGAUCAACUCCCGCAUCGUUUGCUCACCCAAAACCAUGAAGACCAAGGUCACGCCCAAGCUCAACACCCAGUACGCCUUCGUCUCGCAGCGAGGCUACUACCCCGAUGCCCUCGACAAGCCCAACCAGGACAGCUGCACUAUUCUACCAGCGUUCAUGGGCGACGCCUCGAAAAUGUACUUCGGAGUUUUCGACGGUCACGGUACAACAGGAGAUUUAUGCGCGUCAUUCGUUCGGAAGGAGUGUCCCGAGCGUCUGGUUCGCAUCCUGGACCGCAAGAACUGCUCCUUCUUGGAGGCCUACUCCAAGUCGUUCGAGGAGACCAACGCGCGUCUGCACGCGUCGCGUAUCGACGACAGUUUGAGCGGCACUACGGCCAUCUGCAUGUUCCUCGACGGCGAAACCAUCCACGUCGCGAACGUCGGCGACUCUCGAGCUGUUAUCGCCACCAUGAGCGAGGGCAAACUCGUCGCACAACCGCUCUCCGUCGAUCAAACCCCCUAUCGUUCGGAUGAACGCGAGCGUGUAAAACGAUCCGGAGCUCGAGUGCUCACUAUGGAUCAGCUGGAGGGUAUCGCUCCUGUCCACGAUAACUGGGCGGCGAAUCUGAACGAUCAGGUGGACGAAGACGGCGAUCCGCCGCGGAUUUGGUCCCCUUAUGGCGCUUUCCCCGGUACAGCCUUCACGCGCAGUCUUGGUGACGAGAUCGCAGAAACAUUAGGAGUGAUUGGAGUUCCGGAGAUCACCUCGCUGCAGCUAACGGAAGACGACAAGUUCGUGGUGAUUGCCAGCGAUGGUGUGUUCGAGUUCCUGACCAGUCAAGCCGUCGUCGACAUGGUGGCGCAGUACGAAGACCCGCUCGAAGCUUGCCACAAGGUGGUGGCGGAGUCUUACCGACUCUGGCUCACGUACGAGCUACGCACGGAUGACAUCACCGUCAUCUGCGUGUACUUUAACUUCAGCGAGGGUGCCGUCACAGCGAAUGGUGCUUCGAUUGGAGGCUCGCCCAGGUCCAACUCGAUGGCCAGGCGCUUGCCCCGCCAGACGAGCGAGAAAGACCUCACGCAGCAGCUUCGUCCCGUGCGUCGCGGUAUGUCCAAGGAGAAGCGUCGUGCCCAGAUGCGCAAGGAUAUGGCUCAGCUUGUCAAGGAGGAGGACUUGGCGUAUCGCGUGAGCGACCACGCGAUCCCAAAGACGUCGACCGAGCUCCGGCUGCUUGAAGCGCUCACGAAGAACAACUGGCUGUUCAGGCAACUCACGCAGGCCCAGAAGGACGACAUCUUCGCCGUCAUGGAGCGUAUCACCGUUCGUGAAGGCGACAUGGUCAUUCGACAGGGAGACCCUGGCGACAAGUUCUACAUCGUCGAGAGCGGCGACUAUCAGGUGAGUGUGCGUGGUGCUGAUGGAGGUCCCGAAAGCAUCGUGCACACGUACACACAAGCCCCCAUUAUCCCCGGACAAGACACGGACUUGCAGCCUGCGUCGUUCGGCGAGCUUGCGCUGAUGCACAACAGCCCGCGUUCAUCGUCAGUGAAGGCACUAUCGGCUGGUGUGCUGUGGGCCAUCGACUGCCGCGCAUUCCGGCGCGUAUUUAUUAAGGCUCCGACGUCGGUGCUGGUUCAGACACUGAAGAAGGUGGACGUGCUCAAGACGUUGACGAAGGCGCAGCUCGAGCGCCUAGCCAACAACCUCACAGAGGUUGUAUACCACGAUGGUGACUACAUCAUUAACCAGGGAGACGUAGGCGACACGUUCUACGUGAUUCAAGAGGGAGCAGUGAUCUGUACGAUCUGGGAGGACGACCCAGUCGCUGGCCCCGGCAAGAAGCGGACGUCGCGCGAGGUGCUACGACUGAAGAAGAACCAGUACUUCGGCGAGCGCGCGCUCUUGAAUGACGCGCCACGAGCCGCUAAUGUCAUCUCGGUGGGACGUACGAAGCUGCUACAAGUGGGUCGGCGCGAGUUUGAGGAAGUGUUAGGCUCGUUGCAGGACAUGAUCGAGGCUGAUCGUCUCCAGCGUGAGGCACGGCACAACUUCGAGACUGCAGUGAAGAACCUCAUCUAUAGCCCUGCAGCGCACGGUUCAAGACGCAAUUCGAUGGCCAUGGGGCCGUUGCGGCCUCAGGACAUGCGCUUCCGACACGUGCUACAGCCCACGGACUUUGGUUUCUUGGCGCUGUACCAGGGCGUGAGUGAUACGAAGCGGUUCUUCACGGUCAAUGUCUUCUCCUUACAGCAAGUGGCAGCAGACCGGCGCGGCGACGAAGCAGCGCGCUACGUGACAACCCACAAGACGAUUCGUCUGGACACGCCAUUGGUGCCGGAGAUGGUGGCGUCGUGGCGAGACGACCGCGCAUUGUACCUAUCGUAUGACACCGUCAUGGUCACAGACCUGUCCGCAAUGCUGGCCGACGAGCCGAACGGGAGGUUCGCCAACGAAUUGACAGUGCGCGGGUUUGCAGCGCAGGCGCUGCUCAUGCUCGAGUACAUUCAUCAGGCCGGCUACGCGUACCGAAACCUCAGCAGUGAGAACGUCAUGGUCGACACGCGCGGAUACCUGCAGCUGCACGACUUCCGUCACAUGAAGCGGCUGCCGGACGAGACGCGGACGUACACGAUCUGCGGGACGCCCGAGUACAUGGCUCCGGAGAUGGUCUCGGCUCGUGGCCACACGAGCAGCGCCGAUAUCUGGUCACUGGGCAUCCUUAUCUAUGAGAUGCUGUGCGGCCGCACGCCGUUCGCGAUCGGCAGCAACGACGAAGACCCGUCCGGGGCCAACACGACCGACAAGAGCUUCGGCUCGGAGGCCAACCCGACGUCGCGACUCACGAACGAGAAGGACGUGACCAUGGCCGUGUACUCCAAGAUCUCUCGACACAACAAGGGCGCGCUCAAGUUCACGCGGGACGACCUGUCGCCCGAAGCCUGUGACCUGGUCCAGCAACUGCUGGACCCGUUCCCGGACGACCGACUGGGUGGCCAGGGCCUCGUGGACAUCGCAAAGGGCGGGUCCGUCAUCCGCGCGCACCCCUGGUUCGACGGCGUCGACUGGAUUGUGUUGGCCUCGAAAACCCAGGACCGGGAGCACGCCGAGGCGUUGACCAAGCUGAUGGAGGAACAGCUCGCGUCUUCCACCACGGCCGAGAUGCCCAUGCUGGAACCGGUAGCGAGAGACAGCGGGGACCUCGACUGGCUCGAGAACUUCUGAUGAACAAUGCGUGAGUUUGCUAGGUAGAUGAAUGAUGAAUAGAUGUCCUCGGGACAGUUGAAGGUG
This is a messenger RNA of Phytophthora sojae, 4479 nucleotides long. RefSeq lists its product as hypothetical. Lineage: Eukaryota; Oomycota; Peronosporomycetes; Peronosporales; Peronosporaceae. The record is from RefSeq and is a predicted model, not a curated record. Gene Ontology annotation, molecular function: ATP binding; protein kinase activity; cation binding. The transcript is spliced from 5 exons. Gene Ontology annotation, biological process: protein phosphorylation. The coding region runs from base 1 to 4413 and encodes 1470 amino acids.